CUUAAAUCUACUGCGCAUGCGCACACGACUGAAGGAAGCGGGGGGCGGGUUUGUUAUUGCGUGACGCAGAUGUUUCGUGUCGCGCUCCUCCGGAUGAGAUGGCUCUGACAUCAUAACACCGACAGCUGUUCAGUGACCUUGAAUCGGUCCACGGCGAGACAACGCCAUGGGGAACACGAGCAGUGAGAGGGCUGCGAUGGGCCAGGGGGAGAAAGCCCAGCGGAGGGACAGCAGAGGCGCCAAGGAGGGGGAGAGGCCAAAGAUCCUGAUGGACAGCCCCGAAGAUGCAGACAUUUUUCACGGUGAAGAUAUGAAGGCUCCUUUGGAGAAGGAGGAGUUUCUUGCGUGGCAGCAAGACUUGGAGGCAGAAGACAAAGGGCCUACUCUAGACCGACCAACAGUCUUUCGCUGGACUGGAGAUGGCAAGGAAGUCUUCCUCUCCGGGUCCUUCAACAGCUGGGCCAACAAGAUUCCCCUGAUUAGAAGUCAAAACACCUUCGUGGCCAUCGUGGAUCUGCCGGAGGGGGAGCAUCAGUACAAGUUUUAUGUGGACGGCCAGUGGACCCACGACCCAGCCGAGCCGGUUGUAACCAGCCAGCUCGGCACAGUCAACAAUAUCAUUCAGGUGAAGAACACCGACUUCGAGGUGUUCGAUGCUCUGAUGGUGGACUCGCAGAAAUGCUCCGACAUGUCAGACCUCUCCAGCUCUCCCCCCGGGCCGUAUCAUCAGGACGCCUACGUUCCGAAACAGGAAGAGAAGAUUAAGUCUCCACCCAUUCUCCCACCACACUUGCUCCAAGUCAUCCUCAACAAAGACAAUGGGAUCUCUUGUGACCCUGCUUUACUCCCAGAGCCCAACCAUGUCAUGCUCAACCACCUCUACGCCCUGUCCAUUAAGGACGGGGUGAUGGUGCUCAGCGCGACACAUCGCUACAAGAAGAAGUAUGUCACCACCUUGCUAUACAAACCUAUCUGAUCUGAAGUAUUCUCAGCUCUUAUCCCAGUGUGUGAACUGUACACUGAGUGAACAAAAUAUUAGCUCCACCUGCUAUUGUUGUUUAUUUUUCCCCUCAGUAAGCAGAGAGUGAAUUCGAGCUCUUAUCAGUCAUGGCUUUGAUAGCUCCACGUCCUGGUUUUGAAGCUCGGCAGCUCUGAAUGAGGUGGAGGAGGGAAGAUUAAAGAUUAACAUUUAACAUCAAGUCAAAUUCAAGAAUAGCGUUUAGUAUAGGAAUAACCUGUAAACGAUGAUUAAAUUACAACAAGAUUAGAUGAAGCAGACACGUGAACAGUAAAAAAUCAACAGAUUAAUGUACAAAUCAGCUUUAAGACUUGAGUUGAAUAAUGACAUCGUGUUAUCCUUUCUGAACGCACAGCUCUGAGACUAUAUCUUGUACACUCACUGUAUCCCCAGCUGUUGCACACAUCUGUUGAGGACAAUCGAUUCGCCACUCGGGUUAUUACAAUCAUUUAACAAUCGGCCUCAACUCGUUCGCGGACUGCCCUCUGUAGUAAAACUUUGUCUGCUAGACAUAGAGAGGAAGGAACAAUGAGGUGGGACACAAUGACGUGUCUAUAAUCAAAGCAAACAUAAAUGUGGGGAGUGGAAUGGGGAAAAAAACGGACUGAAAGACCUCAGAUUCGUGAGGCUGCCGUCGUCUCUGUUCCUGUGCUUGCAAAUACGACAGAGGUGCAAACGAGACUGUGAAUGUUAAGGUGAAAGAAGGAAAAACAAAAAACCAAUGCACUGCAGUUUGUCCACUGUUUCCUUUUUUGCCUGUUUAUCUUGAAAUAGUUGAGUUUUUGAUCACAGAGCACACAGUAGAUUUUUUUCUAUUACUUGUGAAGUAUUCAGUUAUAUAUAUAUAUAUAUUUUUUUUUUUUUUUCUACUUUGGUUGACGUGGUUGUCAAAUGUUCUCUUUAAUAUAGUUGCAGUGUUGUGGUCAUCACUAUUCCAGUCAAGUGUCCUAGCAGAUUGUUAGUUAGGACUAAGACGACCUAGUUAAAAGCAGAACAAUUUAUUAAGUUAUUAUGGUAAAUUCAUUUGGUCUGAACUUUAGAGUUUUAUGUUAGUUUUGCACUAUGAAUAUAAUUUUUUUUCGUAGAAUGUAUACACAGUGUUCGCACGCUGAUCGUCCACGCCGUUCGGCUCGGUGCACAAAAUGACAAUGUGUCGCAAGAUUAGUGCUCACACUUUUCGAAAAUCUGGGCAGGUUAAGUAGUAUUUGCACUGAUAUACCAUUGCACUAUUGUACUAAUAAUUUUCUAUCUUUUAUGCGAUGUGAAUCCGAAAUUUAAGACUCGCACCAUAGAGCCGAUCCCUGCCCUCAGCUAAUAUGGCAUAAUUAGUUUUGUGACAUGGAACAUUGCUAUUCUUCAGUAGACAGUUUCUAUAGAGUGAAGCGUCAGAGGAAGAAUUGAGGUUAUUGGGGGAAAACAAGACAUAACAAGAUUUGAGUCAUUGGAAGAUAUUUGACAAUGACAACAGUAGGUGAGACACAAAGUGACCAACAUUUGCUUGAAGAACCACAAAAUUGACUAAAGGGACCAACAUAAAACCAUGUAACAGACUGGAACUGUUACCGAGCACUCGCACGUACGCGUUGCUUUAGUGCUGUUAUUUGAUGUUGGUGUAAUUAUCACAACAACAACAACAACCAAUAACAGUUUCCUGCCCGGGACACGCCAAAAAGACGGCUAUUUCGUGCUAACGUGCCAGGCUAGCUGUCCGUGCAAUGCUAAAGUGAAGUAGGAAUCAAACUCCAAAACCAGACAAACGCUCACAAGGUUCACCAAUCGCCGCUGCCUCCUCUCCCCAGGCUCAUUUUGUCGUUAAAUGUCCGACCUGUAUUUACAGAAAUGUGUACAUUUGUUUUGAAUUUGUCUGAAUGCGAUUUGAUUGGCUGGUGCCCGCGCUACCGCUUUAAAAGUUGUUCUUUCAUCAACACCUGCCCCGAAACGGAACCACAAUGCAGUUCGGGUUCGCAAUGAGCGGCUUCACCGUUGAAGCCUCAAUCGCAUACUUGUGAGUACUCCCUUACUUAAGAUCUGUGUUAACGUUUUUGUAUUGUUAUUGGUCUCGUGAAACUCUGAAGGACUGGGCCGACUUUUAAAAUAAAACUACGACUUGAACCGUCAACAUAUCAUUGAUAAAUGAUGUUACUUAUGUGUAAUUGCCAUAAACAAAGUAGACCGUGAUGUGGAUUGUUUGCAACUAGAGGCCGGCGGAUCUCCUCAGUGAAGGUGUCCUUUGGUUUCUGUUACUGCUGUUUGUCUCAGAACGAACAUGACAAUGAUUUCUUGAUGCUUGACAUUCAAAUAAAUUGCAGUGGCAUUAAAAGAAAAGGUGCUGGUGUGUAUACAUUUUCCAAGUUGAGAGAUAUUUAUAUUAAAGUUGUUACAGUACAA
Molecule: messenger RNA, 3406 nt
Organism: Scophthalmus maximus (turbot)
Lineage: Eukaryota; Metazoa; Chordata; Actinopteri; Pleuronectiformes; Scophthalmidae
Gene: prkab1a
Product: protein kinase, AMP-activated, beta 1 non-catalytic subunit, a
Exons: 8
Coding region: 167-976 (269 amino acids)
Biological process (GO): signal transduction
Cellular component (GO): cytoplasm; nucleotide-activated protein kinase complex; nucleus
Molecular function (GO): protein kinase binding
Source: RefSeq, a predicted model, not a curated record